CAACCCACCAACGAAAUAAAAAGACAGAAAUCUCUUCUGCCGCUCCAAAUGGCAGCCAUGGCGCUUUUCCUUAACAUAGCCACUCCUUCCUCCGUCUCUUACCCAAAACUGCCCAAAUCCCACCUCCCUCCACCCUUACUCCUCCCCCUCCACCACCACUCCACCGCCAGAACCCGAUCUGGUACCAAGAUUUCUGCCUCUCUGAUUGACCCGGAUGGAGGCCGACUUGUCGAGCUUUUUGUUCGAGAAUCUGAGAAGGAUUCGAAAUUGAAGCAGGCCAUGGGCUUGCCUCAGAUCAAACUCUCCAAGAUUGACCUUCAAUGGGUCCAUGUGCUCAGCGAGGGCUGGGCCAGCCCAUUGAAGGGGUUCAUGAGAGAGUCUGAGUUCCUCCAAACGCUUCAUUUUAACUCGCUCCGACUCAAUGACGGGUCGGUUGUCAACAUGUCGGUCGCGAUCGUUCUGGCCAUUGAUGAUGUCCAGAAGGGUCGGAUCGGGUCGUCCACCAGCGUUGCGCUUGUGGAUCAGAAUGACAACCUCGUUGCUAUCUUGAACGACAUUGAAAUUUACAAGCAUAACAAAGAAGAAAGAAUAGCAAGAACCUGGGGUACUACAGCACCCGGUUUACCUUAUGUCGAGGAAGCUAUUAGCGCUGCUGGAAACUGGCUGAUUGGUGGUGAUUUAGAGGUUAUAGAACCCAUCAAGUAUAAUGAUGGUCUUGAUCACUUCCGGCUUUCCCCUUCACAGCUCCGUGACGAGUUUGUGAGGCGCAACGCAGAUGCUGUGUUUGCCUUCCAGCUCAGAAAUCCUGUGCACAAUGGGCAUGCUCUAUUGAUGACUGACACGCGCAGUCGUCUUCUGGAGAUGGGAUAUAAGAAUCCGGUCCUCUUGCUUCAUCCAUUGGGAGGUUAUACAAAAGCAGAUGAUGUAUCACUUUGUUGGCGAAUGAAGCAACAUGAGAAGGUGCUUGAGGAUGGCAUUCUUGAUCCAGAGACUACGGUAGUUUCUAUAUUCCCAUCUCCCAUGCACUAUGCGGGCCCAACUGAGGUACAGUGGCAUGCUAAGGCUAGAAUUAAUGCAGGUGCAAACUUCUAUAUCGUAGGCCGGGACCCUGCUGGCAUGAGCCACCCACUUGAGAAAAGAGAUCUGUAUGAUGCAGAUCAUGGUAAGAUGGUGCUGAGUAUGGCUCCCGGAUUAGAGCGGCUCAACAUUCUUCCAUUCAAGGUUGCAGCUUAUGACAAGACUCAGGGUAAAAUGGCAUUCUUUGAUCCAUCAAGGACUAAAGAUUUUCUGUUCAUAUCUGGUACCAAGAUGCGAACACUUGCGAAGAAUGGGGAGAAUCCUCCGGAUGGAUUCAUGUGCCCAGGUGGUUGGAAAGUUUUGGUCGAUUAUUACGACAGUUUGGCUCUGUCUGAGAAUGGCAGAGUCCCUGAACCUGUCCCAGCUUGAAACUAUUACUUGUGUAAUUAUGCUCGGUAGAAUCUUAAACCUAUUUAUCUCCAAUGUAUCAUUGCAUAAAACUCGGUCAAACUCACUUCAUCUCAAUAAGAUCAUAGGAGGCAUAGGUACAGAAGUUCAAGAAUUAGCCUCGACCUGUAAAAUAGUGCCAAAAAUGGCUCCUGAAUUUGUGCACUCGUCUCGUGUACUCUGUAUAAUAUUGUGUACUGUGUGAGGAAAAUGAAUUGUGGGUUGCUGUUGAAAUAUGAACUCUUAAAAAAGUGAUUUUAUCAGCUCAUGAUGCUGCAGGGUAAUGAAAAUAGCCACCUUGUUUUCA
Olea europaea var. sylvestris is the source of this 1771-nucleotide messenger RNA. RefSeq names its product ATP sulfurylase 1, chloroplastic-like. The record is from RefSeq and is a predicted model, not a curated record. Gene Ontology annotation, molecular function: sulfate adenylyltransferase (ATP) activity; adenylylsulfate kinase activity. Gene Ontology annotation, biological process: sulfate assimilation. NCBI's taxonomy places the organism in Eukaryota, Viridiplantae, Streptophyta, Magnoliopsida, Lamiales, Oleaceae. Bases 49 to 1446 code for a protein of 465 amino acids. The transcript has 5 exons.